Scophthalmus maximus (turbot) is the source of this 1697-nucleotide messenger RNA. It is a transcript of the gene gpr18, whose product is annotated as G protein-coupled receptor 18. The coding region runs from base 285 to 1361 and encodes 358 amino acids. The transcript is spliced from 3 exons. Gene Ontology annotation, cellular component: membrane. Gene Ontology annotation, molecular function: G protein-coupled receptor activity. The record is from RefSeq and is a predicted model, not a curated record. Lineage: Eukaryota; Metazoa; Chordata; Actinopteri; Pleuronectiformes; Scophthalmidae. Gene Ontology annotation, biological process: positive regulation of Rho protein signal transduction; phospholipase C-activating G protein-coupled receptor signaling pathway.
AAUCUCGCGUGCAGAACAGCUACACACAGGCCGCGGCACGACACAGGAAGUGAUGGGGGCCGCCGACCGUUUCCAUCACGUUGCCCCUUUUGAGAAAAAGCGCUCACUUCCCUGUUCUUUGGGCUGCGAGAGCAAAGCGCUCAGAUGAAACGCAGUGCCGCUCCGUAGACCUGUCGGUGGAACGCCUGACAAGAUGUUGGUUUGAUUUCUGCGGAUUAUUUCCAUAUAAUGUUCAAAAUUACGGGACUGCUUUGGUCAGACAGCCCGGCCGGAAACAGACAGCGAUGUCAUGCGAUCCAACGAUUAACAAAAACAACGCUCUCUCUGCUGUAAGUUUCAGUAUGAAGCUGGAUGUGAACAGCUCCAACAUGUCCGUGGAGCCCGGCGCCGUCAGGCCAGAGCAGGGCCCGGUGGAGUACCGGAUGGCAGGCCUGAUCUUCUACUGCUUCGUCUUCGUCAUAGGAGUCGUCGUCAAUUUCACCGCCCUGUGGGUAUUCGCGCUCACCACCAAGAAGAAGAACUCCGUCACCGUCUACAUGAUCAACGUGGCGGUGGUGGAUCUCACCUUCAUCCUGCUGCUCCCCUUCAGGAUGGUUUACCACCAGCAGGACCACUGGCCCUUUGGGGACCUGUUCUGCCGGCUCAUGGCCGCGCUCACCAUCUUCUACCCCUGCAUAGCCCUUUGGCUGUUUGCGCUGAUCAGCGCUGACCGCUACAUGGCCAUUGUCCAGCCCAAGCACGGCAAGGAGCUGAGGAAUGUCCCCAAGGCCGUGGUGGCGAGUCUGGGCGUGUGGCUCAUGACUCUGGGCAGCACCGUGUCCCUGCUCUUCACCGAGCACGACCCCGAUCGCACCUCCAACUUCACCACCUGCAUCAAGAUGCAAGACAUCGUCUACCUGCGCCACGACAACGCCGUCAACAUCGUGCGGCUCCUCUUCUUUUUCCUGGUUCCCAUAUGCAUCAUGAUCGGCUGCUACGCGGUCAUAGUGGACAACCUGAUCCACGGGCGCACCUCCAAACUCAAGCCCAAAGUGAAGCAGAAGUCGAUCCGGAUCAUCAUCACCCUCAUUGUCCAAGUGUUGGUGUGCUUCGUGCCCUUCCACGUGUUUCUGGUCCUCCGCUUGAUGGGGCAGGGCAGGGACGGGGGGUUCAGCACGGGGGCGGUCUUCACCACGUUCCUGAUGAACAUGAGCACAGUGUUGGACAUCGUCCUGUACUACAUUGUCUCCAAGCAGUUCCAGGACAGGGUGAUCAGCGUGAUUCUGUACAGGAACUAUCUGCGGAGCGUGAGGCGGAAGAGCAGGCACACGCGCACGGGCAGCUUUCGCUCGAUGAGCAACCUGACCAGCGCAAUGACAUGAGACGGCAACCGUCAAACCCCCGUGUAUGUACAGUAUGUGCUCUGCAGCGCUUUGGCACCAAUGUAACGCUGAAAAUGUAACUCCGGAUAUAGUUCAUUAUCCGGAGGAUCCAAAACUUGCAAUUAAUUUCCGAGGUGUAAUUUGCACUGGCAGCAUGGGCGUGCUGCUGUUGUGGCAAAAACAUCUGUGUUCAGAGCUGAUUGACUCACCCAGGAGACUUGAGAUGUUUUGUUUUGUCUCCGUUUCUUUGCUCUGGCGGACACGGCGCCGGUGUCUGUUGGGCUCAGGUGUAACAAAUGCAGGCGGAAAAUAAAGCUGGUAAUCAUUUGAGAAAUA